AAGACAGCGCUGUUCAGCGGGAAUGGCAGAGACCGUUCGCUCGCUUUUUGAAUACCGGGAGCCGCCGACGCUGGACAGCGACGGAGAGAGCAGCAAACCGCCGCGAGGACGUGGCUGUAGAAGGAAAAGGAAAGGGACACCAGUGAAGGUGUGUGACAGAGUAUUUGCUGCAGAGGAUGAGGAGGAGAGCAUGUCUGAGCACAGCUAUGGACACGAGAAAGGUGAUGGUCGUGAUGGAGCAGAGAAUAGACACAGAGUGCCUGGAGUUGUUGGACAAUUCUAUGAAACACAAUCUGCUCAGCACUGUGUGAGUGAUGUGGUUGUGGAAGGCUCUAGUGGAGGGAGGGGGACCGUUUCUUACCCCCCACCACCAAACUGUCGCAUUCGUGAAGUGCACUGUGGCAAUCAAGUACGGCUGAUCGUCAUAGCGAUCCGCGACAUUGCUAAAGGGGAGGAGAUCACAGUGGACUACAGUCUGACGGAGUGGAGAGAAAAUGCAGUAGGUUUCCAUGGCACUGUGCAUCCUAGUAGUUUUGAGGGCAGCUCUGACCAUGAAAGCAAUGUUAAAAAGGAGGAGGAGUCCGCUCCAGUGCCACUUUCUCUUCCUGUGUCGGAAUACCUCACCCCUUCCUGGUCUCUCUCUCCUUCCUCCUCUCCUCUCUCUCACUCGGAGCCCAGUGACCGCGACUCGGAUGAUGCCAAUAGAGAGACGCGUAUGCGAACACCUUACCACCACAAGAAGCAUAAAGCCUCCACCACUCCGGCCGCACAUACCAAAAGAAAACCACAUCAGAUACUCCCCAAUCAUCCUCCCUUAUUUCCUUGCUCCCUCCUGUCCUCCCCUCUGCAGCCCUCUGCUUCUUGCAGACCUGUGUUUAAGUGCCCGGCACCUGCAGGAGUUCCUGUUAAUAGUGUCAGUGUGGCAGUGGGUCGUGGACAGAGUGCCAUGGCACAGAAACAGUGCUGUAUUUACUGCGGCCGUCACUUCCGAUCUCUCCCACGGCAUCUGGCAAAACACCACGCCCACCAACCAGAUGUGCGCUCUGCCCUGAAGCAAGUGCACUCCUCUGGCAAUCCUCCUCAUCUACAGGCUUCCCUCCCAUCAUCAUCUCCUUCCAGCAAGCAUUCCCAAGAGACUCCUGUGCCAGGUGUGGUGGUGGGAGCACCACAGUCUCCUCCCCCUCCUUCAAUGUCUCCAGUUAGAAAAAGCCCUGCCCUCUCUAGCCCUACUCGCAAAUGUUCUGCCCUGCCCCCAACGACCCCACCCAGAAGGGGAGGUGUUCCAGUGUCUGUGUUAAAAAGGAGCCCACCUACUCCCGUGACUCCCCCCAGGAAAGCAGUGCGAAGAGUGAAAAAAGAGAAAGAGGUUGUAGAUAUUUUUGAGAAUAUGAAAGAAGAAGUGCCAACUCCAGUGUUUGUGGAGCAGGUGAAGGAGCCGGAGUCAGAGCAACUGAAAGAAGAGGGAGAGGAGAAUGGAGGUAGAGAGGAAGAAAGUGGAGCAGAGGAUAAUACAGACUUAUCAAGUUCGCAUCAUCCCCACAUGCUACCUCUUCUAUCCUCCCUCUCCUCCCUGGUGUUGUACCUGCGGCGCCUGCAGCACUCUGCCUUCAUCUCUCUCUCUCGCUCACCUCAAUCAGCCGAGGCCUGGCGCCUCCUCUGUCAUUCCAGCCUGGCACUUCUCAUCCUCUACAACCGUCGGCGUGAAUGUGAAGUCUCCAAACUCACCAUCUCUGAAUACCAGGCCCGCGUCACACCCCAGAUCCCCAUCCCUGUGCCGCCCGGAGCCCCGCCGGCUCUCACUCCACUCGAGGCAUCACUCUCCCCCUUCGAGCGGAUGGUCCUCCCCCAUCUCCCUCGUGUUGGGGUACGGGGGAAGCGGGGCCGCGUGCAGCCUCUCAUCCUUCCACCGCACUCUGAAGCCUGUCUGGAGAUGCUUCUGCAGACACGUGCCGGUGUGGGCAUUGAUCCCCAGAAUCCCUACAUCUUUGCCCGGCCAUUCCAUUCUCCAGCCACUCCGCUGAGAGGAACAGACUUACUGCGCAGCCUAGCCCGGUCCAGUGGUACUUGGCACCCACGUGCCCUAACGCAGAUGAGUGUACGCAGGCAGGUGGCGAUACUUACACAGUUGCUGUUGUUAAAUGAAGUCGAGGAGGAGGGGCAGCAAGGGGCUGCCACAGAAAGAUUGGAAAGCUUCCUUCAGAAAGAGUAUCAUGUGACGCAAAGCUGUGCAACCAUUGGACAGAACCCUGGGCUGAUGGGGCUGAUUGGUCGGGUAGUACUAUGUGGAGAGAGAGAUGGCGUCUUGUUCCGAGGAACGAGUUUGCAUCAUAUCUGUCUGGAGUUAGAUGUGUUGUCAGGGAACUCUGCAGACUCACUGUCAGAGGAGUCAGAUGUUGAGCAUAGUAAAGAGAAAUCAAAGGCAGCUUCUCCAACAACCACCAUCAUGAUGAAGAAAACAACAUGCAACAGCAAAUCGCCCCAACCCAAAAAGAUGAGCAGCAUCUCCCCGCUCUCAUCAGGACGUAAAAGGACCUCAGGACAGCCUAAGCCUGGUAAACGUGGCGUGCUGAAGCGGCCUUGGUCUGAGGCAGAGCGGGCAGCUGUGGAGUCCCACCUAGUGCAGAAUAUCAUGGAGCUGCGUGUGCCUGCGAAAGCAGAUUGUGAACGCUGUCUGGAGCUCUGCCCUCUGCUGGUCACUAACCGCCGCGAUUGGAGAGCUGUUAAAUUCUACUGCCACAACCGUAUCCAGCUGCUCAAGAAAACCCAGCAGAGGCAGGGCCCGCCAUCCCUGUCUGUCUGUUGAGGCGGCCCAUCAGUUGGCAGCUAGGGAGGGUUGUACAAUAUUAGGUGGCGUAUGAGGAAUGUGUGGAGGUGCUCGAUGAAAAUAUUUACAUGGUACAGACACUUUAAACACCACAUAAAGAAGGCUUUAAUUGAUGUGAUGUAAUGUAUUAUGUGAUAUGUGUUCAGUGUAUAAAACAUAAAAAUGGUACCUUUGGAACAGAGCCACUCUUGGUAGCAGAGGAAAUUCAGUUUGUUUUGCAUACUAAUGUCAUGACUAUGACAAAAGAACACUAGUUUUUGUCUGCAUAUUCAGCAGGAGUUUUGCUGUUAAUGGUUUGAAAGUAGAUUAAAAAAUGUUGACCAGUUAAAAGUCUUAAUGCUUUCUGGUGUCUUUUUAGCCAUAUAUCAAUUGUAUCAAGAUUGAAAAACAGGCAAACUGGGCAACUUGUGCUUUGAAGGGAGUAAAACAUCAAUCUCAUUCACACCUGUAGUGACCUAUCUCUACUACAUGUGGAAAAUAUAAUGAGAAAAUUAAGCUAUAAGAAGCUAAAUGGAUAAUAAAAAGUGUGCAGAGAACACAAAAUCUCAUCAAAGUUAAUUUUUAUCUGACUGAAAUGACAAAGGUCUCUGAAACCAACUCAAAUUUCAACAUUCAGCAUCAUAUUCUGCUGAGCAUUAACCUUUUAUUUUCUUAAUUUGUAAUGUUGUAUUGUAAACAUAUGAUAACCACACCUAACACCUCAGCUUGUACUUUAUUUAAUGAUUUUAUUCUUUGCUGUUUUGUUAUCUGUCCUUUCGGUCAUUGUAAUGUACAUAUAUACACAUAUAUAUUCAUUACUAUUUAUAGUAGUAUUGUUGUUACUAUUAAAACGUACUGUGGCAAGCGUUUUUUCAUUUCCACUUUCAUGUAAAUAUUGAAUGUAAAUAUUUGCAGAAAAAAAGUAGCAAAAAUACAAAGAGCAUUGUGAAUAUACAUUGUAAUCAAGCCAAACAUGUUUUUGUGUCGUCUGUGUUUUUCUAAGUUGUCUGAAGUUAUAAUUAAAAAGUUUUGUUUGUAAUUCUA
Molecule: messenger RNA, 3847 nt
Organism: Myxocyprinus asiaticus (Chinese sucker)
Lineage: Eukaryota; Metazoa; Chordata; Actinopteri; Cypriniformes; Catostomidae
Exons: 9
Coding region: 23-2803 (926 amino acids)
Molecular function (GO): protein binding
Source: RefSeq, a predicted model, not a curated record